AUGCUGCUGUUCCUCACGCUGACUCUCCUCUUCGUUUUUGCCUGCAGCGCCCAGGAGCUACAUGGCCCAGGCUUUGGCUCCUACUUCUACAUCAAGGGAGAAGAGCAAGGCGAGAUCCAGGGCAUCCGAGUCUUCGUGGGGAUCCUGGGCCUGAUCAAGGGCAUCCAGCUGCGGUUCGGCACUCGCUGGAGCCAGCGGUACGGGGCUCCCGGAGGGCGCGCGCGGGAGUUCCUGCUGGAGGAGGGCGAGCGCAUAACCGCGGUGGACGGCAGCGCGCAUGCCUGCAUCUGGCACCUUCGCUGGACCACCAGCAGGGGGCGCCAGGCGAGCUUCGGGCGCGCGAUCGGCAAGCGGUUCAGCGCCCGAGCCCCCUCCGCCGCCCAGCAGCUCCUGACUGCCAACGGCCAGCACUGGUUCUUCUGCCUCUCCGGAAUCGGCUUCAAGUGGGGGUUGGCCCCCCAGAAGCUGUCCUCUCAAGCACCCACCACGGCUUCUCCAGAGCGAACCACCGGCCUGGGGGAGGUCUCAGGAAGCGGCUCUAUCUUCUCACUGGGCUUCCCCUUCAGGAUGCCCUGGCAGGGUCGUACGUAA
Octodon degus (degu) is the source of this 591-nucleotide messenger RNA. Its product is annotated as prostatic spermine-binding protein-like. Bases 1 to 591 code for a protein of 196 amino acids. The transcript is spliced from 3 exons. Lineage: Eukaryota; Metazoa; Chordata; Mammalia; Rodentia; Octodontidae. The record is from RefSeq and is a predicted model, not a curated record.